AGUGAUACAUAAAAAAUGGCGACCCUCAAAGUCGGGAGGAUCAAGUUGGGUUCUCAGGGCCUCGAAGUGUCAGCUCAAGGCAUCGGUUGCAUGGGGAUGUCCGCCGUGUACGGUUCCCCAAAGCCGGAAUCCGACAUAAUUGCGCUCAUCCACCACGCCGUCGAUUCCGGGGUCACCCUUCUCGACACCUCCGAUGUUUACGGCCCUCACACCAACGAAAUCCUCCUCGGGAAGGCGUUGAAAGACCGCGGUGUUCGAGAAAGGGUUGAAUUGGCCACAAAGUUCGGUAUAUAUUAUACCGAUGGCGGCGAAGCGGACAUCCGCGGUGACCCUGCUUAUGUUCGAGCUGCUUGUGAAGGUAGCUUGAAACGACUCGGUGUUGAUUGCAUCGAUCUUUAUUAUCAGCAUCGGAUUGAUACCAGGGUCCCCAUUGAAGUCACGAUUGGGGAAGUUAAGAAGCUAGUUGAAGAAGGUAAAGUCAAGUACGUAGGUUUGUCUGAGGCGUCGGCUUCGACGAUUCGGAGGGCGCAUGCUGUGCAUCCUAUAAGUGCUGUGCAGUUAGAAUGGUCUUUGUGGUCCAGAGAUGUUGAAGCUGACAUUAUUCCAACUUGCAGGGAACUUGGGAUUGGGAUUGUUGCUUACAGUCCCCUUGGGAGAGGGUUCUUUGCAUUAGGGCCUAAAAUUGUGGAUACUUUGUCCAAUGACGACUUCAGGAAGAAUCUACCAAGGUUCCGGCCUGAAAAUAUGGAGCAUAACCGACGCCUUUACGAUCGAGUUAAUGAGAUAGCAGCAAAGAAAGGGUGCACCCCACCACAGCUUGCAUUGGCUUGGGUCCAUCACCAAGGGAAUGAUGUCUGCCCCAUUCCUGGAACCACCAAAAUCGAAAACUUCAACCAGAACAUCGGAGCUUUGUCGGUAAAAUUAACACCCGAAGAGAUGUCCGAGCUCAAAUCCUUUGCUUCAGCAGAUUCUGUAAAAGGAGAAAGAUAUGGUUUAGUCCGUGCUACCUACAAUGAAUCUGAAACUCCUUCAUUGUCUUCAAGGAAACCCUGAAUGAGUACACUUCUUGCCACCACCAUAUUUGAUGAAAUCUUCAUGAUGAGGUAUGGUCUUAAACUUAAACGUAAUGCCCUGGAUAUGUGUUUCGGAACCACCAUGAUCGAGUCUCUAUGUUGUUUCCAGAGAAUAAGAUUAUGUCAAAAGUAUCAAUAGGUCUGCUGUUGUGAUGAUAGUUUGCUAAGUUUGUCAUGUUUAGAUUGUGUACUC
Hibiscus syriacus is the source of this 1266-nucleotide messenger RNA. RefSeq names its product probable aldo-keto reductase 2. The transcript is spliced from 4 exons. The record is from RefSeq and is a predicted model, not a curated record. Lineage: Eukaryota; Viridiplantae; Streptophyta; Magnoliopsida; Malvales; Malvaceae. Gene Ontology annotation, cellular component: cytoplasm. Bases 16 to 1053 code for a protein of 345 amino acids.